AUGGCUGACGACGGCAGCAGCGGCCCCCACCCUGUGGAUCAACCACCCGAAGCACCCCUCGAGUCGCCUCAGGUGCCUGGAGACGGUUUCGAUUCCUUUGAGGAGCUCUUCGAGUACAUCAAUCAGUGGGCGAAGCCCCGUGGCUAUGCCAUUAUCAUCCUCCGAUCUAGCGACCGUCAAGACGGGAGACCUCGCCGAUACGACCUCUGUUGCGACAUUGGCGGCCCCCAUCAUGACUCCUCCUCUACAGGGCUUCGCAAGGCCAGCAGCAAGAAACGAGACUGCCCCUGGCUCGCGAAGGCAGUUCAGCGCAAGCUCCUCGGCGACCGAUGGUAUUUCGAGGUCCGCAGCGACCACCACAACCACGAGCCAUCUCUUGACCCUUCGGCCCACACUGCCCAUCGCAAGAGGGCCUGGACUAAAGAGCAGAAGGAAGAGAUCCGCCAGGUGUUCAAGACAACGACUUCUGGAUCACGUGAUGUCGCUUCAUUUAUGCGCGAAAAGUACCCCAGCCAAAUUUGGACACGACGAGAUAUCGAGAACGAGAUGAGCAAAGCGAAGGCCGAGGCCCUUGGUGGCUAUACCCCUACACAAGCCCUCCUCAAGCACUUUACCGACACUGGAUCAAACACCGCGUUCGCCAACUUCAAGGUCGUGUCGUUGCUCUUGUUUGGACCUACCCCUUUUAUGCCCUUCCUCAACGUCACUGGCAUCACGAAUAUCCAUACAACUUUCAAUGUCGCCUUUGGGGUGGUCAACAAAGAGGACGAGGACGUAUACCAGUGGCUUAUCCAGAUGCUGGAUGAGCUCCGAGAGGAUGCUGGUGCCUGCCGACCUUCUGUCACCAUUACCGACUUCGAACGAGCCCUCAAGAACGCCCUGAGCAACGUCUAG
Molecule: messenger RNA, 894 nt
Organism: Chaetomium globosum CBS 148.51
Lineage: Eukaryota; Fungi; Ascomycota; Sordariomycetes; Sordariales; Chaetomiaceae
Exons: 3
Coding region: 1-894 (297 amino acids)
Biological process (GO): regulation of DNA-templated transcription
Source: RefSeq, a predicted model, not a curated record